GCUAUUUAAAACAUUCUCACACAAAUUAUACGAGUCUUUAUUUCAUUAAAUGCGACGGAUUUUCAGCUUGAUGGAAAUUCUUUGAAAAGAGCAUCAGAAAAAACGCAGUGCAAAAAAACAUCAUUCUCAUCAUCAAAGAUUUGAAGAACAGCAACUUGGAGACAUCACAUUACCGCACGGAUAUGAAGUUAAUGCACAAACAAACACUUGAAAUUUGAAGGAAGGUGUUCAGUACAUCAUCACAAAUUCCAUAGAAGCAAAAAAGAAUAAGAUGAUUUAUUUAAUAAUUUAAUUAAUUAAUUCCAGCCAAAACAUUUGAAAACUACUAAAUGAACAAAAUAAAUAAAUAAACCAGCGGAGUUAAUAAACAAACUACAAAACUGCACCAACAACUGGAGAGGAGCUAACAAGCAGAAUGUUAAAUGAUCUGGAAGACAGCAAAGAUAUAAUAGAAACAGAUCUCAUCAAAGAAGCAGUUCUGCAAAUUUUCGAAUCAACACCACAACACUUCAAUGACUUAAGCGAUGAACUUGAUCAAGCUAGCGGCAGCAAUCACGGCCAAUCAACCAACGUAGUCGAUCGACAAACGACGGACUGCAAAACGCCACUCAUUUUCUAUCCGCUGCAAACACAAAAAGAGGCUCGACAUUUGGUUACAUGUUUGCAGAAGCACAACAUAUGGACAGAGCAGUUGUGCCGGCUGACCAACCAAUCCAUACACAACUUCUUUCAAUGGAAGAGUGGCAAGGGGAGGCCAUGGAUUGGAAUAAGGUUAAUGGCAGUGAUCAAUGACAUCAUUGAGUCAAUAUUUGAAGAAGUGAGCACCGAUGACGUCGUCCAGUUUGAAUCCCAAACAGCUCAAGAUGAAUGUAGAAAAGAGGAAACAAUAAAAAAUGGAAAUUGUAAUAGAAAAAAAAUUUCUAUAAGAAAAGUUCAUAAACGAAGAAGUCAGAUGAAAAUUAGUAAAGAGGAAGAAUUAAAACAGCCACUGAUUUAUAAUGAAUCAAAGAUCGCCACACAAGCGACUGUUUACAAUGAAAUGCCUGGAAAUAGAACAUCAACAAAUGAAGAAAAAUUACUUUCGUCACAUCAAACAUUCACUAAAAAUAACGAUGUAAAAAAAGAAAAUGCGCCAGUAAAUGAGAACAUAACAGCAAAACUUUACGUCCCAGUUAAAUUAUCUCAAGAAAAUGAAAUAAAAACAACAAAAAUAUCAUUUCCUUCAGCACUGCUCAUACAGAACUGUGACAAAAUAACAUCAACUGAUCGGGCAUCUGAAGGACUAACAAGUAAGAAGAAGAUAGCCGAUGAGACUUGCAGAAACAACAAACCACAAUUGAUAGGCGGUGAUACAGGUGAAAUCAACUUUAACAAAUUAACAAAGCCUCACACUUGCGAAGACAGAACGGACACUUCUAAUAAUUCUAGUUUCAAAAAAGAAGCAGGUGAUGAAGAGUUUAUACGUGAUGACUUUCAAAAAGAUGGAUGCAAAAUCAAACAAGAAGACACCAAUGAAAAAGUUGAUGUGGGAUGUAGAGACAUAAUCACUAGCCCAAAUCCCAAUAAAUGUUAUGAAGAUGAUCAGACAACAUAUUUCAGUCAAAUAUCUAAAAAGGAAGAAGAAUGUGGCAUAGGUCCCAAUAAAAUCAAAUUCCUCAUCGCUAAAUUCAACAGUUGUGAACCACCUACUAAUGAUUAUAAACUUGCAAGAAGAGCAAUUAACGAGAACAGAGUACAGCCAUUUAGAAGAUUUGUUCUAGGCAACAUAUCACAGAGGUAUGUUGCAAAACCUUCAGCAGAUCAACAAAGCAAAUUAAUAGAUUUUAAAAAUGAAUUUGUUACCUCUAAUGAGUCCAAGGUUAACAACUACAGAAAAAACAUCGAUUUAAGACAAACAAAUGACAAAAAAAAUUUGCCAAUAAGUAAUAAUAACGAACCAACUGCAUUUCAAAGAUUUGUUUCUGGAAAUUUAUCAAUUAGGAGCACACCUGUGACAAGAAGCAACAAAAACGAUUGGGGAGAAGAACGAAAACAACAAGCAACGAUGUACGCUCAACCAGAAAUAAACAAACCAUCCUUAACUCCAAAAAACAAUGAGCAAAUUAUACCAAAUUCAUUUGCAAGUUCAAGCUGCAACACACCGAACUUUAAAAAAUCGUCUUCUACCGACAGAGAACCAAUUAAACUUAAUUCAUUUUUGAGUUCAAAUUUUAUGUCAGAGAGCUGCCAGGAUUUCAUGAGUAACCAGAAGAAACUAAUUGCUCGUCCAAGUCAAGGAUCAUUCAUGGCAGAAGCAGUUGGUCUUCAAGCAUACACUCCAACCAAAGAUAAAACUUGGAGACAUCAAAUAACACAUUCCAUCUCGAACUGCACUCGAAUUAAAUCAUCAAACACUUUCUCCACAGACACAAGAAGACUGUCAUCUGAAAAAAUUCUUGGCAACAAUAACAUCGAGUACACUAGUAACAAUAUUAAAAAUGCCAACAUCAACAAAAAUAACAACGUUGAUAGCAAGUCUUACAAAUUUAUGAACAAGCCUUUGUCAUGGUCAAUGAAUGAGCACAAGAUAUCAUCAUCUGAUGGAAACAAAUUAACACAGCCUACAAAUAAAACCACUCAAAGUGACGAAGCUCCAAGUAACAAAAAUCAUUUCGUAACAAGACACAAUGAAGAUUAUCAAAAAAGCCUCCAUAUUCAUAACAGACACAGUUGUGGCAACUCCCAAGUUAGUGAAAUAACGAAACCUCCCAUUACGGCGAACAAACAAGCUGAAACGAUUUCAGCAAAUAAAAAAAAUAUAAAUUUCACCCAGAAUUCACACAUUAACAAAAACAACAGCAGAGAGAUGUAUGCUAAUAAUUACAAUGAGCCUAAUAAACACAGAUCCCAAAACAAGGACAGCAUCAAAUAUGCAUCAUAUACUCCAUCCAUCAGAACAAAUAAUGUCAAUGCCAAAAGGCUACACGAUAGCAACGAAAAAACCAACUUGAAAAAAACUCAUUCUCAGAAAGUAAAUGACUUAAUAAGAAAAUUCAACAAUUUCAAAAGUGAAUUCAUGUUUGAAAGCAGUGCACUGAAGUGGAACAUUUAAACUAGAACUCCUCCUACAAGUGCCCACUAAAAAAAAAACAACGAUUGCAGCUACAUGUCAAGGUUUAAAAAAACUACGUACAUGUUGCGAAAGAUGGCAUCAGUGUAUUAGAGGCUUGAUCACCCAAUUAUCAUUAUUAGCAAGUAUUUUUUAAAGUAAAAAUAAACACUUGAAUUUUAAAAAUUUUAAAAAAAAUUUACGCCAUAAGAAAAAAAUCAAUCCUGAUUACGAUUAAUAUAAUUUAUGUGAAUGUUCUCAAAGUACAAACCUAUUGUACAAACCAACAUUUGUUUGCUAUUGAUCAUAAUCACAUGGGUUAAAAUUUAAGAAAACUUUCGGCCAAAAAUUCUUUCCAUUAAUUAUUAUUUUGCUACAUGAAUAUGUUUUUCAACGUUUAUUGAGAAAAUAUUUCUACUUUCAUAUUUAAAUCCUUCAUGUUUUUAUAAAUUAUUUAAACGAAUUGAU
Helobdella robusta is the source of this 3556-nucleotide messenger RNA. RefSeq lists its product as hypothetical. The record is from RefSeq and is a predicted model, not a curated record. The transcript is spliced from 3 exons. Bases 416 to 3091 code for a protein of 891 amino acids. Lineage: Eukaryota; Metazoa; Annelida; Clitellata; Rhynchobdellida; Glossiphoniidae.